UCUAUGGUGGGAGAAUGGGCACACUUCCGCUACUGCUAAGUAGCCCAUGCUGCAGUGUUAUUAGGGAGUUAAUGUAGCGCUAUAAGCGUCAGCGUGCGUGUGUAGUUGCUUAUAACGCUGCUAAUGCUCGUAUUUGGCAUGUACUGAUUAUUUUAUCAACCUUAGCUGUGCAGAAGAGGCGUAAACAGAAACCAUGUGCGCAGCUGAAGCUGAGAGCAGCAGCAGCAGUGAAGAUGAGGACACUGAGAAGUUCAGAGAAGCUGUCUGGAGUGGAGCUCACAGCUCAAACACAGCUGUACAGGCUCCAGUGUUGAGAUGUUGGCGGUACCGUGUGGUUCUGUACAGUAACCUGCUGUCUGUAAUGCACAGAUGUGGAGAAGAACGGUGCUCAGAGUAAGAGGAUGGACCCGUCCAGGCAUGAAGAAGAUGGAAAUGAGCUCCAGCUCACACCGGAGUUUAAGUCUCAUGUUGCCAAGAAGUUGGGGGCCAUACUGGACAGCUGUAUAUCAGAAGUGUCCUCUAAACCUCCAGAGCCCAAACCUGAUUCAUGUGAAAAUGGAGAUGAUGAUGAUGAUGAUGAUGAUGAAGGUUUCCGACUCUUCUCCACGUCUCUUCCGGGAAAUUGGCGGAAGGAGCCGACCCCUCCACCGGCGCCCAAACGCCCACCAGCCCCCAGCUCCAGUGACAGCGACAGUGAGAUGGAGUCGAGGUUCAGAGAAGCCGCCGUUUCCGUAUUGGACCUCAUCCCUCCAUCCACAGAGAAAAGCAAGGAGAAAGAGGGGAUGAACAGUGGAGGAGUGGACGAGGGCAGCAAGGAGAGCGCAGAACUGAAAAAGAAGAAGAAAAAGAAGAAGAAAGCUUCCGCAGAGGGAGAGGAGACGUGUUCAAAAGGAAAAGAAACCGUCGGUCAUGAACAGAGGACACGCGAGGAGCAGAGCGCAGAGGAAAACGUGAUGAAGAAGAAGAAGAAGAAGAAGAAAAGGAUCAGACUGGACGAGGGGGAGUGAAAGACUGCAGAGGGGUUUUCAGUACAGUUUUUUUUACAUUAGUCAGUUCUGAGUUUUUGUUCCAGCUCGUGUUCCUGUUAUGAUAUUUUAUAGAGUUUAUUGUAAUAGAAAACAGAUUUCAAAUUAAAAGUCUCAGUCCUUGUUGAGGCCAAACUCUC
Molecule: messenger RNA, 1165 nt
Organism: Colossoma macropomum (tambaqui)
Lineage: Eukaryota; Metazoa; Chordata; Actinopteri; Characiformes; Serrasalmidae
Gene: cunh12orf43
Product: chromosome unknown C12orf43 homolog
Exons: 6
Coding region: 402-1007 (201 amino acids)
Biological process (GO): negative regulation of Wnt signaling pathway; Spemann organizer formation; Wnt signaling pathway
Source: RefSeq, a predicted model, not a curated record